AUGGACAGCACCGGGACAAUAUUCGACCUUCGAGGACGCGGGCUUACGCUAGAAACGCGCGAAGAUGCCCAGCAGUACCUCGAUGAAAUAUCUACCCCCAGCGCCAUCACCGAAAUUCACCUCAGUGGCAAUACAAUAGGCAUAGGCGCAGCCGAGGCGAUUGGGGAGGCUCUCAAGGAGAUGAAUUCACUACGAGUCGCCAACUUUUCUGACAUAUUUACUCGAAGAUCGAUUGCCGAGAUCCCAAAGUCCCUCGAAUCCCUCCUGACGCCUCUCCUGCACACAUAUACCCUGCGCUCGCUCGAUCUCUCGGGUAACGCAUUCGGCGAACGCGUCGCACCCGUGCUCGUGCCCCUCCUCACGACGAACCGCUCCAUCCACACCCUCAACCUCAAUAACCAGGGUCUCGGCCCAGCGGCGGGCAUCAUCCUCGCCGACGCCCUGCACAGAUCCGCGCUGCUCUCUGCGGAAAACAACGAAGAACCGCAGCUGCGCGUGCUGAUUAUCGGGCGCAACCGCCUGGAGCACUCGGCGCACGCGUGGGGCAAGGCAUUCAGCGUGCACACGAACCUGGAGGGCGUGCACAUGCCGCAGAACGGGAUCAAAGCCGACGGAUUCGGUGCGAUCGUGAAGGGGCUGGCAAACGCCAGGUCGCUGAGGCACCUGAAUCUGCAGGAUAACUGGGGGAAGAACUCGGUCGAGGGUGAGGACGAGGACACGGACAGCUGGCCGCAUCUGACGUCCGCGUUGGCGUCGUGGCCAUCGCUCGCAUUCCUGAACAUCGCCGAUUGCUGUCUGACACCCGAGUCGUUCUCGCCGAUGCUUGAGCAGCUGGCUGAGGGUAACCAUUCGUCGCUACAUACGCUCGUCCUAGACAACAGCGAUCUGAACUCGGAAACGUACGAGCAGAUGCGCGGUAUCGUCAAGGACAAUCUACCAGCUCUCAAGACACUGAGUUUGGCACUGAACGAGGAUUUGGAAGACGACGAGUAUGUGGACGAGAUGGUGAAGGCUCUGGAGGAUCGUGGGGGAGAGGUGGUACUAGACGAUGAAGUUGAAGGCGAGAGAUGGUCGCUGCCCACUUACGUGGAGCCAGCCGCCGUCAAGGCGGUACCGGCCGCAGAGCCAGUCGAAGAAAUACCCAAGGAGGAGGAGAAAAAGGAUACGUCUGCCGAAGACGAGCUCGAGGCGGCAUUGGCUGGAUUAUCGCUUGGGAAGUAA
Molecule: messenger RNA, 1221 nt
Organism: Pleurotus ostreatus (oyster mushroom)
Lineage: Eukaryota; Fungi; Basidiomycota; Agaricomycetes; Agaricales; Pleurotaceae
Exons: 2
Coding region: 1-1221 (406 amino acids)
Biological process (GO): nucleocytoplasmic transport; activation of GTPase activity
Cellular component (GO): perinuclear region of cytoplasm; nucleus; cytosol
Molecular function (GO): small GTPase binding; GTPase activator activity
Source: RefSeq, a predicted model, not a curated record